Molecule: messenger RNA, 1095 nt
Organism: Trichoderma aggressivum f. europaeum
Lineage: Eukaryota; Fungi; Ascomycota; Sordariomycetes; Hypocreales; Hypocreaceae
Exons: 2
Coding region: 1-1095 (364 amino acids)
Source: RefSeq, a predicted model, not a curated record
AUGCCGCCUCUGCCCAACAAACCCGAGCCCUUGCCGACGCCUCCUGGCUCUCCGUUGCCAUGGAACAGCAAACACGAGCCCUCCCUCCAGUGCAUGCCGCCAGAGAUUGUAAUGAAAAUCAUGGGGUUUGCGUACUCGAGGCUCGAGCUGAUCAACCUCGCGCUGAGUUCGUCGUACUUUUCCGCGGUACUGAAGAUGCACGAGGUUCCGAUCCUCAAGGAGAUGGCGCGCAAUUUACUUGGUCCUUCCAACUUGGACAUCUGCCUCUUGACCAUGGGGGUGCUCAAGGUCAUGGAGAGCGGAGAGGAUGUCUGGCAGUGUUUGUAUGCUCUCUCACAGCGCCCAACGGUGGACACGAUACGCGAUGUCAAGACGCUCCGUGACAUGGUGGACUUGACGGCGUACAUCAACACCAUGGUGACGAUAUACACGUAUCCACGGCAGCCAGAUCCCUUUUGGAGACACGCCUUGCGCAAGUACGCCAACCGAUGGCCCGACGGCUGCGUCCCUGACGGCGAGGUCUCCAUCGACCCGUCGACAAGAGAAGAGCUGCGACAGGUGGCUACGCGCCUCUGGAACGUGCGAGACGCUGCUCUAGGAUAUCACCACAGCUCGGCCCCCAGAAUAAAGCACUCCAAGGAGUUCAUGGCGCUGUACCAGCGAGAAAUGUUUAGCGCGGAGCUGAAGCUGCGGUGCGACCUGGUGUCGGAGCGAGGACUCGGCAUCCCCGAGUGGAUGAACGAAGAGACGCCCGGAGACGGAUGUUGGAACCGCGACGACGGCGAGGUGUGGACGGAGAUGAAUCAGUCGACUUGGAGCGAGGGCCGAGCUCUGGGCAUUCGGUUUUACAUUACCAUCGCGACAUACAUGCCAUACCAUACUCGACGGGAAGACAUUCAUAGACUCUGUGUUGCGAUACAGAGUCAGAUAACGCCUUACCGGUAUCCAGAGCUAUGCAGCGAGGACCCCAUUGAAUGGUUCUUUGGGUUUCGGGAGGCUGCGUGGGAAGGCUUGUGGGAGCACGCUUACGAAUAUUGCCGGCAACUUGACAGUGGGCUCGUGGAUGACAUUGGCGGAGGAACGGAUUACUUUUGA